Molecule: messenger RNA, 5481 nt
Organism: Archocentrus centrarchus (flier cichlid)
Lineage: Eukaryota; Metazoa; Chordata; Actinopteri; Cichliformes; Cichlidae
Product: cryptochrome-1-like
Exons: 15
Coding region: 137-2128 (663 amino acids)
Biological process (GO): entrainment of circadian clock by photoperiod; circadian regulation of gene expression; negative regulation of DNA-templated transcription
Cellular component (GO): cytoplasm; nucleus
Molecular function (GO): DNA binding; FAD binding
Source: RefSeq, a predicted model, not a curated record
ACAAAGUAGUACAGCAGCGGAUUGAGGUGCAGACAGUCGGACCUCUGAACACAAACUCACACACACCUACCGGACCGCAGCGCGUCCCGUUCCCGCACCGACCGAUGAGAUGCUCCGGUCUCCGGGCCUCACAUAGAUGUCGCCUCCGGGGAGCCAGCACAAGAAUAAAAUGGCCCCAAAUUCCAUCCACUGGUUCCGAAAGGGCCUCCGUCUCCAUGACAACCCAGCUCUGCGGGAGGCAGUCCAGGGGGCAGCGACGGUGCGCUGCGUUUACUUCCUGGACCCGUGGUUCGCGGGCUCCUCCAACGUCGGGGUCAACAGGUGGAGGUUUCUCCUCCAGUGUUUGGAGGAUCUGGAUGCCAGCCUUCGUAAGCUCAACUCCCGCCUUUUUGUCAUCAGGGGGCAGCCAGCCAACGUGUUCCCGCGGCUCUUUAAGGAGUGGAAGAUCUCUCGGCUGACCUUUGAAUACGACUCGGAGCCUUUUGGGAAGGAGAGAGACGCCGCCAUCAAGAAGCUGGCAAUGGAGGCGGGCGUGGAGGUCAUCGUCAAAAUAUCACACACCCUCUAUGACCUCGACAGGAUCAUCGAGCUGAACGGGGGACAGCCUCCUCUCACCUACAAGCGUUUCCAGACUCUGAUCAGUCGGCUGGAUCCUCCCGAGAUGCCCGCCGAGAUGCUGUCGGACGCGCUGAUGGGCCGCUGCGUCACGCCCGUCUCUGAGGACCACGGGGACAAGUACGGCGUCCCGUCCCUGGAGGAGCUGGGCUUUGACACGGAGGGGCUGCCGUCAGCCGUGUGGCCGGGAGGAGAGACGGAGGCCCUGACCAGGAUAGAGCGCCACCUGGAGAGAAAGGCGUGGGUGGCGAAUUUCGAGCGUCCCAGGAUGAACGCCAACUCGCUGCUGGCCAGCCCGACGGGCCUCAGCCCGUACCUGCGUUUCGGCUGCCUCUCCUGUCGCCUCUUCUACUUCAAGCUCACUGACCUCUACCGCAAGGUGAAGAAGAACAGCUCUCCGCCGCUCUCCCUGUACGGACAGUUACUGUGGCGCGAGUUCUUCUACACCGCCGCCACCAACAACCCGCGCUUCGACAAGAUGGAGGGAAACCCCAUCUGCGUCCGCAUUCCCUGGGACAAAAAUCCCGAGGCGCUCGCCAAGUGGGCCGAGGCGAAGACGGGCUUUCCAUGGAUAGAUGCCAUCAUGACUCAGCUGAGGCAGGAGGGAUGGAUCCAUCACUUGGCCAGGCACGCCGUGGCCUGCUUCCUCACCAGAGGAGACCUGUGGAUCAGCUGGGAGGAAGGAAUGAAGGUGUUUGAGGAGCUGCUUCUGGAUGCAGACUGGAGUGUGAACGCGGGCAGCUGGAUGUGGCUGUCCUGCAGUUCAUUUUUCCAGCAGUUUUUCCACUGCUACUGCCCCGUGGGCUUCGGCCGGCGCACCGACCCCAACGGGGACUUCAUCAGACGAUACUUACCUGUCCUCCGAGGUUUUCCCGCUAAGUUCAUCUACGAUCCGUGGAACGCUCCCGAGCCCGUGCAGGCAGCAGCCAAGUGCAUCAUCGGAGUCCAUUACCCGAAGCCCAUGGUGCACCACGCAGAGGCGAGCCGGCUCAACAUCGAGAGGAUGAAGCAGAUCUACCAGCAGCUGAGUCGAUACAGAGGACUGGGCCUGCUGGCAUCUGUGCCGUCCACCAACGGGAACGGGAACGGGGGGAUGAUGGCCUAUUCUCCCGGAGAGCAGCAGCCAGGGACCAACAACAGCAACAAUUCACACUUGCCUGGAGUGUCGGGGAGCCCGGUUCCAGCAGGAAAUGGCAGCGGAAGCAUCCUGCUCAACUUUGACAGUGAAGAGCAGACGGGACCCGGCGGCGUUGGACAACAGCAGCAACGACUGCAGCCUUUGCUGCAGCAGCAGCAGCAUGGAUACCACUCAGUGCCAGACGCCAGCCAGAGCACCAGCAGCCAGCUCUACCACGAGUUUGCUGUGCCUCAGCACCCAGGACUCCUUCUGCACCCCAGGGGCGGCAUCACGGGAAAACGGGAGCGCGAGUCGGAACGCGGGGGGUCGGGGGAAGAAGAGGUGGCGUCCUGCUCCGUACACAAGAUGCAGCGGCAGAGUGCAGAGGCUACCUAGAGCAGGUGGAGAAGAGACCGUCCAUCCAGCCGGCAGAGAGAGGAAACCCCGACAUGACCGCUCUGUCCUCCAAUCACAGCAGCUUCAGACAGUCUCCUCCUCCUCUUCCUCACACACACACAAACUCCCCAGGGUGCAAACACAGAGGUGAAAAUGUGUCGGCCGGUUCGAGUCUGUUGACCUCUGACCUCAGAGGAAUGUGCAAAGAAACAAAUGACCUCAGACUUACAGCUCGGCAGAUUAUUUCUAAUAAAAUAAAUAAACCGACUAAAAAAAAAACAAACGUGUCUUAAACUGCUGCCACCAGCGACAACACCGAAGCAGCUACCAGUGUACGAGAGGCGGGAUCAAACCCAGCUCAGCGUUACCCAUUCUUCUUCUAUUCACACAGGUUCACACAGGAAACGGCAGCUGAAGCAGCCGCUCUCAGCCCGCCACUGCUUCAUAUGAAAUAUGCUGUUAAAAAAUCACGAACCAGAGGCACCUGAGCAGGUGAGGCGCUGAUAUUUAAGCUGUAAUGCAGAUUAAUUCCGGCGGGGUGAAACUUUCUUUCCUCUGUCUGUGUAAAUAAAGUUUUUUGUUUGUUUGUUUUUUGGAUACUGGAGGUGCAGCUGGUUAUGAAAUCCUCUUAAAGGUACUUGCUGUGAUUCCAUGUACAGUUUCACUGAGACUCACCACCACCAGGGGCAGCAUUUCUCCAGUGAGUGUCUUCAGAUUUUUAUUUUUCUGCCCUCACAGGGUUACCUGUCCCCGCCCACCACUCUGUGUGUUUGGAACCACUCACCUGGUUCAGUAAAUAUUAAAGUGAUGCUGCAGUUCAGCUUCAGCUAAAAUCUCAACACUUCAAAGUCACAGAUUCUUCUUCCUGCUGCUCACAUGCAGCUCGACCUUUGGCUUUAAACUACAGGAUUUCACAGAAAGUACCUUUAACUCUGACGUCACGGGCGCAUCUUUCACUGCCCGGUUUGUGAACACUCGACUCGUAUCGGCAGCUAAAAUCAGGUCCAAAUUCACUUCGGAGGAGUUUCAUUCAUGAGUGUGUCUAAAUAUUUAUUUGUAGCUGAGUAACAAACCAUCAAACCAGUUCCCUCCCAUGUGUGGUCUUUAACUCGUGUCCCGGCGCUGCUGUAGGUUAGUGAAGAGCUGCUUCGUACUGUACAAACUGCCUUCAGGCCGUGGCGUCGUGUAGCUUUGUGUCCUGGUGCGCCGUCUCCGGGUUCAUCGGGAGAAAACUCAGUUUUCGUUGUGGAAGCGUUCUCACGCUUCUCCGUCAUCCUCACACAGUUUCUCACGUUGUUAAUGACGGUUCACAGUGCUGUGGUUCAGGACGCAGUUUACUUUGAGUUUCUCCAUCCGAAGUCACACUUUCACCUCUCUGUUCCCCUCACACACCGCCUGAGGUUUCCUGCGCCGCAGAAAGUCCUGCAGAUGUGGUGGUGGUUUGAGCUAACAGCUGGAUCCAGGCUCCUCUCACAGGUGUCACAUUUUUCUAAGAUUUCUUAUAAAAACCAAAAACUUGAUAAACAAAAAGGAAGAAAAACUGUAAGUGGAGUCGAUGCGACGAGACGGGCGGCAGCAUUAAGAUCCCGACAAGCCUCAGCGACAUUCCUCACAGGGUUCCUGCUGCUGUACGAGUGUGUCUGCGUACACACACGCAUACACACACACAGACGUGGCUGCUUGGCACUCAUCAUUUUCAAACCCCAAUCUGACAAACAGAAGCACAAAUAAAGAAUAAAUGUGAGUCUGGCCACAGUCUGAGUGACAGGUGAAGGGUCACAGGUCGUGUAAGAUGAAAGAUGAAGCUGGAGUUUUACUGAGGACCCCUCCACCCUCCACCGUCACUUGGCUCCUGCUCCAAGAAUGAAUUCAAACCAGAGAAUGUAAAACACGCCCGGCAGCAUGUGGUCCACAGCAAACACCUGCACUUCAGGUAGUGUCAGGAAACUCCCCCUGUGUUAAAGCAGAGCAGAGUAAUUACCCCUGUACUUAACAAGCAGAGUAAAUAUAGGAACUGGAGUCAUUAUAAAUACCUGUAACAUAUGUGGUAAUUACAGAGUAUUUGUACUGUAUUUACAUUUAGUUUUUCCAUUAAGUACCUGCUUUCAUUUGAGACGGUCAGUUUGAAUGUGGGCUAUUGUAACUGUACAGUAAUUAUCCUGCAGCCACUGAAGAGACUCAGUCCCUGACACUUCCUGUUUCACAAUAAAAGCCUUCUCCUGAACAGUGGAGGCCUUUAAAAGCAAAAGAGCUCAUAAACAGGCCAGAGUCAACAAAGUGCAGCAUAAAUGAAGGCUGAGGAUAAACACAAUGAUCAUAAAUACAAACUCUCUCACACACUCAGCCUUCAUGACGAUUAGCCAGGAGAGAACAUCAGUCUGCCCCUGAUAUCAGCGCCCCCUGCUGUUUAAGCAGUGUAGCUGUGAUUAAAUCACCACAUUGAUCUAUUGAUUGAUGAAUGAGCCAAUCAGCUGUUUGAAACUUUAUAGCUUUAGAGCUCACAUGUGGGUUGAUGGUGUAUAAGAAUAAAAUAUUGAUUUGACCUAAAUGCCAAAUUGACCCCAGCUUUCUAACGAGGGUAUCAAUUUAAAAAUGUGCUAAUGCCCGAUUAUUGUAAAUACCCAGCAGCAGCGGCAGUUUUGCACGACCCACCAGAGAAAGGAGUCACAGUCGCUCCCGAGCUCAGUGUUUGAUAUGUAAUUAAUUUCUUUGUGAGUUCAAAUGUUUGUGGCUGUCACAGAUAAAGAAUCUGUAGUACGGCACUGAUUAAAGCUGCAGCAGGAGGAGGGGGGUUAGGGAGGGGUUAGCAGAUGUUAAAGGUUCAGCAUGUAGGAUUUUCUCACCUGUAAACAGGUAAACACAAACUGGCAGAGGAAGCGGAUCCUUUUACGCCAAGUCCGUUUGACGAGCUCUUCGGCACUCUCAGGUCUCUGACAGCGAGGCGGGAAUCCUGCACGCUGCACCUUUAACGGUCGGCGGGGGGGCUGUAGGUUUCGCCCUCCUGAGGCGCCUCGGUUUGAAAGCAGCUGUGGGGACAGAAUUCGUUAUCUGUGGGUCUGAGGGGGCUGAUGUGGGGCAGGGAGGGAGAGACUGUACCAAGUGUUGUAGUGUUUCUGUAUUAUAAUUCUGUCUGUUCUCCAGAGGAUCUGAACAUCGUUGGCUUUCUGUAGCUUUUAUCACUAUGGGGGAAGUUGAACCAAGUUUCUAUUCUUUUGUUUCCCUUCAUGAAGGUGAAGACGAACGCCAUCUAUCUGUAAUCUUCUGCUCUUUCUGUCUCUCCUCGUGUUGUGAAAGGCUUUUUGUGCUCGAUCAAGUUCAUGACAGGAAAUUAAAAUUGUUACAAGUUGAAAACC